Molecule: messenger RNA, 3722 nt
Organism: Carassius gibelio (silver crucian carp)
Lineage: Eukaryota; Metazoa; Chordata; Actinopteri; Cypriniformes; Cyprinidae
Product: zinc finger protein ZIC 4-like
Exons: 2
Coding region: 1339-2931 (530 amino acids)
Biological process (GO): central nervous system development; regulation of transcription by RNA polymerase II
Cellular component (GO): nucleus
Molecular function (GO): RNA polymerase II cis-regulatory region sequence-specific DNA binding; DNA-binding transcription factor activity, RNA polymerase II-specific
Source: RefSeq, a predicted model, not a curated record
AUUUAUUUUGUUAAAUAGCUUGCCUGCUGUAAAUUGUUGUGGAGUACCUUAACCACGUAGAUGCACAUUCACCGACAACAUCUGCAAGGUUAGUGUUAUUUCUUGAAAUAUUAACAUUCGCGUGCAAUGCCUUCUUCUGGGCAAAGUUCAAAGUACUAAAAACUCUUGAGGCUGUUUUCGUGAGGUGGGGACUGUCCAUUUACUUUCAAGCUUUCUAUAAAAGUUUCUAUUUGUUGAUUCAUGAUUGUACUGUAUUCAUAACAGGUGCACUGUUAACAUGUUUAUUAAAUAACGGUGAGUAAUCUGUGAGAUAAACUUUGACGCAUCGCAAAGGCUGCAUUAGGUGUGAGUUAGGAUUUUUAAUUUAACAGCUAUUCGAGCUAUUUUGCCAAGACUUUUUUUGCCGCCCUGUACACUUUUGAUGAAGCACCACCUCCUGUGUGCCUGAUCCGCCGCCGCUGAACAACUGAGGCCGAAAAUUACCCCCGAUCAUAACAACAGGUCUUUUGCGUUACUUUUUUCUCCUCCGGACAAUAGGCGACCCUCGCGCUUUUCACAAGACAGUGAUCCCAUGACGACAUAUAAGCACCGUUAGAGAGAGAGAGAGAGAGAGGAGGAAUCUUUUCUAUCUCCUCUCUAAACAAAAGGGUUAAAUACAGAUAAAACAGACUCUGGGCAAGCAGCAUGCAACUAAAAACUUAAACUUUGUACUAACCGCCGUGUUCGAUGUUUAUUAUGGAGCUUCUUCUUUAGCGGAUUACUAGACAGAACCUAUGUCGCAUUUGUAUUGGAUGCAAGUCCACUUUCGGGUUUACUUGUUGCGGUAAGCUGCUAAAGCGCAGUCGCAGAUUUUCAACAGCUGUGACAUAAAGAAAUGUAACAUUGCUUCGAUGUAACUUCGGGAUUGCAGCUGAAAGUACAAUAACCUUUGCGUGACAAAAACUUUUUUUUCUUUUCUUCAUCCGCUGCCUAAGCUUCGGCGCAUGCGCGCUCUCUGUUUGCUGUCACUAAAACAUUUUUCUUCGCAUUGGAAACUGUCACGAGUGACGUCAAUCACAGAGCUCUGACCAAUUAGAGCGCUCGGUGAUUGUUUGGCUCCACGGGCUGCAGCGCCUACCAUGAAUCUCUAUUCAGUAUAUCAAAGCGUCCUGCUGCUGCCUCUCAACCGAAUGGGAUUCCACGUAGGCACUGAGAUAGCAACUAAACUUUAGGGGAAGUUUUUUUUUUAUUAUUAUUAUUUUUUUUCUUCUUCUGUAUUCUUCAAAGCGAUUAAAAUAUAUUUGUCAUCAUCAUUAUUAUUAUUUUGCCUGCUGUCAAGUUAUUCUAAAAUUGGGAGUAAUGAGCGUGGAUGCUUUGGGAAGCCCUGUGAUGGACCCCGCGUUUUCCAAACGGAACACGACGCUGAGAUUAGUUGACUUGGCAGGGGCUCACCACCAUCACCAUCAUCACCACCAUACCCCUCAGAGCGUGACAGGCUUCCCGGGGUUCAGCAGCCAUCCACACUCAAUGGCUCACUCGCACCCUGGGGAGAUGACUGCGGAACCCCGCCUGGGGCCGAGUCCAUUCGGGCCAGAACACAUGGGGCACUCCGCGGCCCUCAAAAUCAGCCCAACCCAUCAUUAUCCCCACCACCAUCACCACCACAAUCAUCAUAUUGCAGGCCACAGUGAAGUGGUCUCCAGUCAAACGGGAGCUUUUGGCCCGGUGCAGGCGGCAACGGUCCCGUACUCUAUGUCUCACACGGCCCAGGCGCUAUCCGCAGGUAGGGACUUCCUCAUUCGCCGAGAUCUGACAGCUCAAGCCAUGCCCGUGCUGACCGAUCAGACUUCUGGUUCAGCCUCUCACCACGGAAUGUUUGUCUCAACAACAGGUAGCUAUCCGGGACACUAUGGUCAUCACCCCGACCCUGGGAACCAUACGCUCUUCCCUGGACUUCAUCACGAGCAGGCAUCUACCGGAGCACCAGGUGGCCAAGCCUUGAACGGACAAAUAAGGUUAGGAAUACCUGCCGAAAUGUACGUUCGUUCUGAUCAUUUGAGUCAAGUAGCGAGCUCCAGGGCAGACCCGUUUGCUGCUUCUCCUCUGCACGGAUACGGCGGGCUGAAUCUGAACAUGAAUCUCAGCGCACAUCACCACCACGGAGCUGGCGCGUUUUUCCGUUACAUGAGGCAGCCGAUCAAGCAAGAGCUCAUCUGCAAGUGGCAGGAGCCCGAGCACUCGGCGAAGAAACGUUGCUCCAAAACUUACAGCACCAUGCACGAGCUAGUGACACAUGUGACGGUGGAGCACGUCGGAGGACCGGAGCAAGCGAACCAUAUCUGUUUUUGGGAAGAGUGUCCACGAGAGGGGAAGCCGUUUAAAGCAAAGUACAAACUUGUGAAUCACAUCAGAGUGCACACCGGGGAGAAACCGUUUCCGUGUCCGUUCCCCGGCUGUGGAAAAGUAUUUGCCCGAUCGGAAAACUUGAAAAUACACAAGAGGACGCACACAGGUGAAAAGCCUUUCAAAUGCGAGUUUGACGGCUGUGACCGACGGUUCGCCAACAGCAGUGACCGGAAAAAGCAUUCCCACGUACACACUAGCGAUAAGCCGUACAACUGCAAAGUCAGAGGUUGUGACAAAUCGUACACGCAUCCCAGCUCAUUGAGAAAACACAUGAAGGUGCACUGCAAGUCUCCACCUCCGAGUUCUGGUUACGAAUCAUCGACUCCAUCUCUCGUUUCUCCUUCAUCGGACUUGGGAAGGGAGCCAGCUCCCUCUGCGCUCUCUGAGCCUCUCUCAUCAUCGUCCCAGCCGGCCAAUUUAAGCGAAUGGUACGUGUGUCACAGCUCCGGUGCCAGUGGCCCUCAGACCCCACCCAGCGGUGCAUCCACACCGGGCCAUGCAGAGGGGCCAACGUACGGCAAUCCUGAACGGAGGGACGCCUUCUAGCAAAAUGCUCGCCCUGCAAUAUUGUUUUGGCAAAGUGUCUGAAAUGACUUUGACAUCUUAUCUAGUUUGGACAGUCCGUUUUGGACUGGAUGACCACAGGCUGACGUCGCCUGUGUGAGUCGGUUCAAAGAGCAGGCUUGUUCACUGUUACUGCCUUACUGAAGGAUGCACUGGCCCUUUGACAGCUAAUGUCACUGCCUAACCACCAGUCGAUAUAAAACACGUCCCCAGUGUCCAUGUUUCGAAAUAGUGUACCGACCGUACGCAUGUCACUGUAUUAUUUUGUAAAUCCCGCUUUGAUUUCAAUAUCUUUUUUUAAUUUAUUUUUUAAUCGGUGAAUCAUUUCUUUUUUUGUAUUAUUGAACCAAAGUGCUUAAUUAUUAAACCUGUACAGUUGUAAAUGAUGACGUUUUGAUGUCUUUGUGUGAACAGUAAUUUUUUGUAAGGUUCUGUCCAUAUUUUUAAAUGUUUGCUACUAUACUUUGUACAAAAUUAAUAUUUGGGAUGAUUUGGGUUUUAUAAGGACGUAGACUCUUUCCUCUUUUUGUGCUUUCGCCAGCCAAGCCAAUUCGAUGGAAACGGUGUUAUUGUAUUUGAAAUGACGUUUCAUUUAUGAUUAGUCAUCAAUCAAUGUGGUCAUUUUGUGAUUUCGUAAAACUUGUCAGAAAUCCAUUUUUUAUGAAAAAUAAUAAUCAUAAUUAUAAUUAUCAGAAGAGACCUUAAUAUUUGUACCGAAAUGCCUUGUAAGUUGUCAGUAUUUUGAAUAAACUGUGUAUGACGCAAAGCUAAAA